Molecule: messenger RNA, 612 nt
Organism: Cornus florida
Lineage: Eukaryota; Viridiplantae; Streptophyta; Magnoliopsida; Cornales; Cornaceae
Product: inactive LRR receptor-like serine/threonine-protein kinase BIR2
Exons: 2
Coding region: 1-612 (203 amino acids)
Molecular function (GO): protein binding
Source: RefSeq, a predicted model, not a curated record
AUGCUCGACCGUGGUGGAGAUGAGAUCAAGAUCCUCUACUUCAUCCAGAAAUUGAAGUACGAAACCGAGAGGAGUGGUGGGAAAAUCAUCACCAUGAACGGCAAUCACGAGAUCAUGAAUGAAAAAAGUGGACUGCCGGUGACAAUGAAAUUAUUUUUUGUCGAGGUGGGAAUAUCGGUGAGAUUGGAGGACUCUGCGGUAUUAUUCAGCUAUAUUUCCAUUGUAUUUCUCUGUUUUGUCUCUGUUUCCAUCGUCGAAGACGAUGUGAAGUGCUUGCAAGGUGUGAAGAACUCUCUCACUGACCCUCAUGGCAAGCUCAAUUCAUGGACUUUCACCAACAAUUCAGUCCGCGUUCUGUGUAAAUUCAUCGGAGUUUCAUGCUGGAACGAUUUUGAAAACCGUCUCUUCAACCUCGGGCUUCGCGGUAUGCAUCUCGUCGGCGAAUUUCCGGAGUCUCUACACUACUGUCAUAGCUUGCAAUCUCUCGAUCUCUCCAGUAACGAUCUCACCGGUUCAAUUCUUACACAAAUCUGUUCUUGGUUGCCUUUUUUAGUAACCCUACAUUUAUCUAAUUAUCAUUUCACUGGUUCAAUUCCGGUUGAUCUUUUCUGA